ACUGCACACGUGUCCUCCAUCUAGCCGUCAAGCUUCGUUCCACUCGGCUCAUGCGAUGGCGUUCGUGCCAAUCAUAAACCCAAACACGCGGCCACACACGAGCGAAACCCUAGCCUCCCCGAUCCCACUUCCCUACGGUGCUUCCCCUGUCUCCGGCCGCCGUCGGUACGCCCGACGCCCGCCGGUUCCAUUCGUGGACUGGGCAGGGAGAGAUCUCUGGCGGAUCGUGCUUCCUACGAAGCCUGCCAUUGGAGUUCGCCGGUGGCAACUCGAAGCCUCCGCGCCGGAAUCUGGUCUCACCCAACAAAAGGGCAGGAGUGGAGGGCAACAAACAGAGGGAUCUAGCGGCGGAGAGCGAGCUCCCAUGCUUUCGAUUCAUCUUCUAGUCACCAAUUUAAUGAAUCGAGAAAAGGCUCGCCUUUUUUUUUCUGCCAAAUCUCACUUCUUUUGCUUAAUUAGCUAAGAUCUAGCCAUGGAAGCCCUUUGGAGAGUUCAAACCCAAGUUUGGGAGAUUUUGGAUAGUUAGUUUAGAGUUAGUUUUCUUGCGAUCGUUGUAUCGACGUGGUUGUGUUUUUGAAGUUGGAUCCAACGGAAACGCAAAAGAUACCAUUUGGUAGUUCUCUGGAACUCAGGAAGGAGCAAAAGCGGAACUUUAUUCACAGAUGGCUCAUGAGAUGGAAAAAUUGGUAGGGACGAGCGAGGAGGAGGACGACGAAGAAGAAGAGGGGAUGGAGCUGGACGUCAAGGAAGAAGAAGACCAGGACGAGGAUGGGAGGAUCCACGCUAUGGUGGCCGACGACGUGGAUAUGGGCACUGGCGGACGAUACUUCCUUCUACCUCCUGAUCUGCCGCCGGAGGCAGGGGACCGGUCCGACACUCCCACACCAUCGUCCGCGUCUGGGUCUCGGAGGAGCCGGCCAGCAGAGGAGAAAGAGCGGACGAAAUUACGCGAGCGGCACCGUCGCGCCAUCACAGGAAGGAUCCUAUCCGGCCUCCGUCGCCACGGCAACUACAACCUCCGAGUUCGCGCCGACAUCAACGAGGUCAUAGCGGCCCUGGCGCGCGAGGCUGGGUGGAUCGUUCUCCCGGACGGCACCACGUUCCCUUCCUCCCAGGCUGCGAGGCCCGUCUCAGCGGUUGCAUCCGCCUCCGCCACCCCGACUACGCCCACCUCCACCCAACCGCCGCUGUCUCCCUCACUGCCCUUCCGGGGCAUAUCCCCUGUCGGCGCUCUCCGAACGUUGGACCACCCCUCUGGCCGUCUCAAGGGCGUCUUCACUCCUCCCAUCUCCACAGUGGAUGGGCACUGCGGAAUUACUGUUGCCGUGCCGGUCGGAGCUAACCGUGCCAGAGAGAAACUUACCGAUAGCUACCCGCUUAUCGACGACAGCACCAACUCCGGUAAUGAUAAACAGUCGAUUGAUGUAAAAACCAGGAUGCCGGAGCGGGAUUUCUCAGGCACCUCUUAUAUUCCUGUUUACGUCAUGCUCCCUCUCGGCGUGAUUAACAAAUACUGUGAAGUCGUUGAUCCGGACUGUCUAGUUCAGCAGUUGAAGAACUUGAAAUCGAUAGGGAUUGAUGGCGUGAUGGUUGACUGCUGGUGGGGGAUAGUUGAGCCACAUGUCCCACAGCAGUACAAUUGGAAAGGUUACAUUCGCCUUUUCGAGAUUGUGAGAGAUCUGAAGCUUAAGUUAAAGGUUGUCAUGUCAUUUCACGAAUGUGGAGGUAAUAUUGGUGACAAUUUGUGUAUUCCUCUACCUCAAUGGGUAGAAGAGAUUGGCAGAUGCAAUCCAAAUAUCUAUUUUACGGACUCAGAAGGGAGGUGCAUCCCAGAAUGUCUUUCCUGUGGCGUCAACAAAGAGAGAGUUUUACUUGCUCGAACUGCAUUGGAGGUCUAUUUUGAUUUCAUGAGAAGCUUCAGGGUAGAAUUUGAUCAUUUCUUUGAGGAUGGUACAAUAUGUGAGAUUCAGAUUGGCUUAGGCCCCAGUGGAGAGCUGCGUUACCCAUCUUUUCCUCUGCGUCAUGGAUGGAGAUAUCCUGGCAUUGGAGAAUUUCAGUGUUAUGAUUUGUUUUUGCAGAAACAUUUAAAAAAAACUGCAGAUGCAAGGGGUCAUUCUGUCUGGGCCAGAGGACCUAAUGAUGUUGGUUCUUACAACUCUCAGCCGCAUGAAACUGGAUUCUUCAGUGAUGGAGGAGAAUAUAAUAGUCCAUAUGGUAGAUUCUUUCUUGGUUGGUAUUCACAAGUCUUGGUGGAACAUUGCGAUAAUGUAUUGUUUCUCGCUAAAUUGGUCUUUGAUAACUCUCCCAUUGCUGUCAAGAUACCCGGUAUCCACUGGUGGUAUAAAACAGCUAGCCAUGCCGCUGAGUUGACUGCUGGAUUUUAUAACCCAUGCAACCGUGAUGGCUAUGCUCCAAUAGCAUCAAUGCUUAAGAAGCAUGGUGCAGCACUGAACUUCACCUGUAGUGAAUUGUGCAUUUCAGAACAGUUUGAAGAUUUCCCAGAGGCAAUGGCAGAUCCUGAAGGUUUAGCCUGGCAGGUACUGAAUGCUGCAUGGGAUGCUGGUAUACCCGUGUCUAGUGAAAAUGUUCUCCCCUGUUACGACAGAGAUAGCUACACUAAGAUAUUGGACAAUGCCAAGCCACUAAAUGACCCCGACAGACGGCAUCUAUCAUCAUUCACCUAUCUUAGGCUAUGCUCCACACUUCUGCAAAAUCACAACUUUUUAGAGUUUGAACGCUUUGUCAAACAAAUGCACGGUGAGUGUGUUCCAAUGUGUAGAUGACCAAGAUAUUGGAGCCCUAAAAUGCUGAGAGCUUCAUGAGAUUGUUUCUCUAGAUUGUAGGUGAAUAUUUGUAGAGUUUCAUCAUGAUUGCCAUAUUGCAAUUCUUACAUAUUCACUAAAGAGAUGAUGGAGGAGGGCGGGGAUUUUAAAAAUUGUACAUUUUAUUUGUACGUUUUAGCUCGAGGGCUAGCAAAAGAUAAAGUUCUACCCUAUUUGAUCUCUGUGUUAAUCUUUGUUCAACUCGAUGAAAUGAGAAGUGAAUUGGUUUUACAUAAUGAAAUGAGAAGUGAAUUGGUUUUUAUA
This is a messenger RNA of Zingiber officinale, 3086 nucleotides long. RefSeq names its product beta-amylase 2, chloroplastic-like. Bases 663 to 2783 code for a protein of 706 amino acids. Gene Ontology annotation, molecular function: beta-amylase activity. Lineage: Eukaryota; Viridiplantae; Streptophyta; Magnoliopsida; Zingiberales; Zingiberaceae. The transcript has 10 exons. The record is from RefSeq and is a predicted model, not a curated record. Gene Ontology annotation, biological process: polysaccharide catabolic process.